Molecule: messenger RNA, 1127 nt
Organism: Pseudomassariella vexata
Lineage: Eukaryota; Fungi; Ascomycota; Sordariomycetes; Amphisphaeriales; Pseudomassariaceae
Exons: 4
Coding region: 1-1017 (338 amino acids)
Cellular component (GO): membrane
Source: RefSeq, a predicted model, not a curated record
AUGCCUGCCUCGGCUUUGCCCGCCGGAGUCAAACCACCAUUCCCGUUUUACACACCCUCUUUCGACCUCGCAGUGGUUGGAUCGGCUGUGUUUUCUGCUCUGACGGUCAUCCAUAUUAUGUUAUUAAUCAAGACGAGGGCUUGGAACUUGAAUCUCAUGCCCCAAGCGGCUCUGAUGCUCGGGCUGGGCAUGAUACUCCGACUCGUUGUCAUCACGAAUCCUGCCUUAGAAGCGCCGUUCAAUAUAUCAGCGUUUCUUCUCAUGCUCCCUGGAUCUCUCGUCGCUAUUCAAUUAAUCUCGACUUACACCCGCCUCAUAUGGUGGGUUACACCGCCAGAAAAUCGCAAUUUCAACACUCUUUGGCUGCCACCAUGGGCAACAUCGAUUAUCCUUGUUCUGCCAACUGGCGCCGGUGACACCCUUAGCGCUAUCGGGACGGGACGCUUCGGUUUCAAUGCUGGCACACGCAUCCUAGCUGUUGGUGCUGUCGUGCAGAUGCUCAUCUUUAUGACGUUUACAUUCCUGGUAGCGAGGUUCACAUUUAUUAGUCGGCGGUGGGGAAUCCAUCCAGACAAGCGUCAAUCUUCACGCGAGCUUGGAUUGAGUUUGACCGCAUCCGGCGUUUUCGUUUCUAUCCGCGGCAUCAUGCAAGUCCUCGAAAAGGAUGCUUUGCAAAGCCUCAUAACAACCCAUAGGCCCACCCCAACUAUAACGACCGAGGAAUGGCCCCUCUGGGUGUUCGACUUCCUUCCCCUAUUCGCGGUGCUGGCUAUUACGGCGUCGUACUACCCGGGGUCGUACUUCCCCAAACGACUCGUCGGGUUCCGAUUGAAUACCAAGGGUUUGUUGAAGGACGAGAUGGACAGGAAGACGGCAAGUCCUACUGCGGCAACGACUCUGAUAACGAUUAAUGGGCGGCCGGACAGUCAGCCGAUAGAUCUGGAGAAGGAGAUUGUUUCGACUUAUGCUGAGUAUAUGGAUUUGGAUCACCAUCCCGCGCUCAAGUACCCUAAUUAGGCGGUGUUAUUAUUGCUGGUUUUCGGUUUAUCGCAUUACAUGAGUUAUCGGUGUUUGUCAGCGCAGGGUGUCGAUGGCCAUGACCACAGGUUUAAUCAAAAAGUACAGAG